AUGUCGCAGGAGAAUGAGCCGCUGCCGCCAGAGCUGCAAGAGCUGGUGGGCAUCUUCCCGGAGGAGGAGCUGCGGGCUCGGAUGCGCAAGGCCGAUGCGGCUGCGAAGGCAGCCAGGGCAGCCAUGGAGAGCACCGCGGCUGGCGCGGCUGGUGCGGCUGAUGAUGAGGCCGAGCUGCCGACGGUGCGUGAUGGGCGCCUCUAUGUCAGGGUGAGGGGCCGAGUGGUUUGCUUCGAGAGCCCUCACCCAACCCCUGCGAUGUGGAAGGAGGCGGGGGAGCAGGUGGAUGCCAUGAAUGCUGCCGGCUUGCCGCUUGCCGCGUCGCUGAAGAAGUCGAAGGCGGCUGCCGACGCCACUGUGCAGAGCGGCGGUGCCAGCGGCAGUGGUUCGAGCCGCUAG
Molecule: messenger RNA, 399 nt
Organism: Effrenium voratum
Lineage: Eukaryota; Dinophyceae; Suessiales; Symbiodiniaceae
Source: the annotation of a GenBank genome assembly